Trichobilharzia szidati is the source of this 3756-nucleotide messenger RNA. NCBI's taxonomy places the organism in Eukaryota, Metazoa, Platyhelminthes, Trematoda, Strigeidida, Schistosomatidae. The record is from the annotation of a GenBank genome assembly.
AUGGUGAUCCAUUGUAAAUCAAAUUUGAAUACUAUUCUUAUCAUCGUGUUCAAUAUAUUUCUUUUAAGAUGGAAUUAUUUUUCUAUAACAUAUGGAAGUCUUUUAUGCUUAUCUUCAUUUCUGUAUAGUGGUGAGAGUAAAUAUUAUAAUAAUAAUAAUCAAUAUCAUUACUAUUAUUAUUCGUCUUCUAAUUCUUCGACUGCACCGUCCUCUUCAACACAACAACCUGUGGAUAAUUAUCUAAGAGGUCCAGAGAAUCAAUCUGUACUAUAUAAUACAAAUACGAUAAUGCAUUGUAGAGUUUAUAAUAAAAAUUAUAAUAUAUCGACUAAAUUGAAGGUAUUUUAUGAACAAUAUUUAAGUGUACAAUGGAUUAUUGAUGGUUUCGGUGUAAAUAAUGAAAGUUUAAAAGCUGUCCAUGGGGAGAGAUAUUCUAUGCCAGGACCAGUUGAACAAGGCAAUUUCGAUUUACACAUUAAAAAUGCUCAACUUGAAGAUGAAGCCAGUUUUAUUUGUCAAGCAAAUAUCAAAAUUUAUUCAAAUUCAGGUUCAUCGCCAUAUUUGGAUACAAUUACCAGUAAACCAGCUUAUUUGACUGUUAUAUAUCCUCCUUCAGAAUUAACACUGAUGCGUGUAUCCGACAGCUCCUCAGAUAAACGUGGUCAAAUGUCACACGGUGCAAAUUCUGUAAAUAUGUUGUCGAAUAUCCAUUUACCAAAUUAUGCUGGUGAUAAUCAUAAUGAAUAUUCAACAGACGAUCCAUUGGAUCCCUUAGUUGAUAGAGAUCUUAGUCGGAUCGUAGCUGAUGAUCCUGAAAUUGAAUCGUCCUAUGUAUAUAAUAAAAAUCUAGUCCAUCCCGGUAAUCCACCUUCUGACCUACAGUCAACAUCACAGAUCAACUCCCUGAAGACAAUAGCUACGAGUCAAGUUUCAUCUAUCGAGUCAGAUGUGUCACCUCAACACACUCCCAAACUAUGGAUUCCUGAAAAUAAACAGUUAAUUGUUGCCUGUCGAACAUCUCCAUCAAAGCCCGUGACUACAAUCCAAUGGCAUUUAGCCGGUACACUGUUGUUUAAAAAUCCCGGUUUAAGUGAGUAUUUCCUGGGAGUGGGAAAGCCGCAGAUGAAUGACAGUGAAUCACAAUAUUUCUCUAAUAAUCAGAAUCAUCCAAUUCAAUAUUCAAUUGAAGAGAAAAUUUUGAAUGUAUCAGAUAAAUUGUUGGCGAUGAAAAAAGAUGACAAACUGUAUGAAACUGAAGUGUUUGAAAAAGAUUCACAAGAAAAGAAUUCAACUGAUGAAAUACAAAUGCAAAUAACCCACAGCCAACUUACACUGUUAGUUCAAAGAAGAUUUCAAGGCUGGCAGUUGGAUUGUGGUGUCAGUAACUCAGAGGAUUUUAUGCCGGCGAAACUGCCUACUAUAACAUCAAUUCUUGAACCAAUGUAUAUCGAAAGUGUAAAAAUACAUAUCAUAAAUCAUUCAGAAUAUCAAAAUUUUCGUGAAGGUCAAUCUGUCAAUUUUGAAUGUUUAACUAAGACGAAUCCAAAAUCACCACUUUAUAGUUGGACAAUUGGUAAUUCAAUCCCUUCAAUGGAAUAUGAACCUUUAAAUGUUAUACUGGAUACACGAAUAGAGUCAAAAAGUAAUGCAGAUAAUAAACAUGAACACAGUUUAAUCGCCUUACAAAAUGAUGCUAGUAUUCUACAGUUGACUGUCAAUAGAGCAAUGCAUCAAAAAAGGAUACGAUGUUGGGUUGGUAUUGAAACACCUGAUCUAAUGCAUCAAAUUACAAAUGUCUCAUUACAAGGAUUCUUAUCGAAUAAAGGUUCCACAUGUGCAUCAGAUUGUAGAAAGUUGAGAAAUACUCUGAGGAAAAGAUUGAAAAAUAUGAUAUGGGAUAAAGGAGAAUAUCAGUUAGAAGUUACAUAUGGUCCAGCUUUUUUAACUCCAAUGAAUGAUCUACUUUCCGGUGAAUUAGGCCAAAUAUUAAAUUUAGAAUGUACAGCAGAUGCAAAUCCUGAAUCUGAUGUCUCCCUAUAUCAUAUUGGACCUGAAGGACAAAUACUUCUGGAAGAUUUAACAAAACUUGAAUUAGUUCAAUAUCAACGUCACAGUCACAUGGCUGCAUUACGUGGACAAGAAAGCAGAUUAGAAUCUCAACACGUAUUUUGGAAUAGUGAAGCUGAAGUAACAGAAUUCAAUACAACUAUUCUUAAAUCUGUUAUUUAUUCAAGUGGAAGAAAGCUGUUAGCUUCUAAAGUGAAGCAUGUUUCAUACAAACUUCAUUUGUCAACCCACUUACAUUUUGGUUUCUACGCAUGUGUUGCUCAAAGUCGUGGUUAUCCACCGAUUUAUCGUGCAAUCUAUGUUGGACAAGCAGCAUCACCAAAAAUUGUGAAAACUGAUCAAAUCAUCAGCUAUGAUGAGAACUCAGCGAAAUUAUUCUGUUUAGUGUACAGUAUUCCUAGACCUACAGUUCAUCAGAUAAUGUGGUUAAAAAAUGGAGUUGCACUGAAACCAGAUAAAAGGCUUCUCAUCUAUCAGGAGAAAACACAUCGUGGAGUUAAAAGUGUACUGGUCUUUCGAAAAUUACGUUCCACUGAUUUUUCUACUUAUAACUGUACAGUAUUCAAUGAUUAUGGAUCAGAUUGGAGGCUAAUAUCAUUAACAGAUGACAGCAAAUGGUCGUUGACAUUUGCUAUCGGAAGUGGACUUGCUGCACUGUUGGCUACAGUAUUUGUCACUGUGAUAUGCUGUUUUAUUAAAUAUGCUCGAAUGCGACGUGUAAAUUCAAAGAAUCGUUUAAAAUUAUUUGAAGGUUCUACAGUUCAGAAAAACAAUGGAAGCGAAGAUGUUCAUAAUGAUAUGGAAUUGCAAACUAUGCUGGGUUCUAAAUCGUCACAGUCAGCUGUAUUGGGAUCCAACUAUAACGAAAAUAUAAAUAUGAAUACUAGUAACAAUGAGUAUUAUCCAACUCACAGUCAGUACAAAUCUGAUAUUGGGACGUUAACUAAUGACAGUGGAAUUUUAAAAUAUACAAGUUAUGAUUUAAACAGUCCAACCCAUCGAAGUGAUGCAAAUACAGAUUUUAUAAAAGAGAAUUAUACAAAUUAUCCUCCGGAUGCAAAUUCAGGAAGCCCUUUGCCUUUCUCUCAUUUAUACUUAUCACCGGUUAAACCUCUCCCCGCUUCACUUAACAACACAACCGGUAGCUAUCAUCAUAAUCCCUAUUGUGAACUACCACAAAUGAAUGCCCAGAUGAAUUCAACUGUAAACACUCUUUCCCCGUUAAAUACACCUGAUUAUCCUAUGAAUAUUAUCUCCAGUUUAAAGCAUCCUGAUAUUACAUCCUUAGUGCAUACAAAUACAUUAUUAGCUCGUGGUUCAACCUAUUUGGAAAACUCUGCCGCCUCCUCCUCUGCACAGACAACAUUCUCGCCCUUAUCACCACAAUCCAAUGACACGUCAUCAUCAUCCCCUUUAGGUCCUAUUUUUCUAAUGACUUCAGAUAUAAACUAUCCGCCUGGUGGUAUGCAUCAUCACAGUACUGCAAAUUCUACAACGACGACUGUUCUGUUACCGCCGGUGGUGUUUGAAGCGACAAAUGAUCAGAGUGUACUGUGUAAUCCAUACAACAACAAUAAUUCAUUGUGUUCGAAUACCUCAAUCCUGUUGAAUACAAAUAAUAAUGUUGCAUCAGAUAUCUCCUUCAUCCCAUUUAGUGUGAACAAUGUAAAUCAACAACAACAGACAUAG